This is a messenger RNA of Corylus avellana, 1395 nucleotides long. Lineage: Eukaryota; Viridiplantae; Streptophyta; Magnoliopsida; Fagales; Betulaceae. The record is from RefSeq and is a predicted model, not a curated record.
UUUUCCUUUUUGUCAACUUAUUAAACCAGAAGGGCGAUUCGUCCAUGCAUGGAAGAUUUCAAGUGCCCUCGAUAUUGGCAUUCUUUAUAUAUCAAUUGUGGCGGAGAUGACAUUGAAGAAAGAGACAUUGCAUAUAAAGGAGAUGCAGCUGCUGACGGUGGUGCUGCGAGAUUCUUUUCAAGUGGCAACGAUAACUGGGGACUAAGUAGCACUGGAGACUUCAUGGAUGACAAUGAUUUCCAAAACACUGAUUACAUUGCAACCAUGUCAUCACCAAACAUCUCUGCAUUGUACAAGAUAAAAUUCACAAAUGACAAAACGUAUAACAGUCUUGGGAGGCACUUAUUUGAUAUAUACAUUCAGGACAUAUUAGUGGAGAAGGAUUUCAAUAUAGUAGCUGAAGCCGCUGGGGUUGUUACACCAGUCAUUAAAAAGUUUAAUGCCAGUGUUACAGAAAAUAUUUUGGAAAUCCGCUUCUAUUGGGCUGGGAAAGGGACAACGCGAAUACCUGCAAUUGGAGUUUAUGGUCCCCUGAUAUUAGCUAUUUCUGUUAACCCCAACUUCAUACCUUGUUCAGAAGGGGGGAAGGCGAAGAUUGCACUAAUUAUUUUAGGAGUUGUAGUAGUAUGCCUCAUAUUCUUGGCAUUGGGUAUCGUUUUGUGGAGACGCUAUUUCAAAGCAAAGACUGGGAAAGAGAAAGAUUUUAAAGGACUAGAGCUCCAAACAGCUUCUUUUAGUUUGAAGCAAAUUAAUGUUGCCACCAAUAACUUUUAUCCUGCAAACAAGAUUGGAGAAGGUGGAUUUGGUCCUGUUUACAAGGGCCAGUUAUCCAAUGGUACUGUAAUUGCUGUACAGCAACUCUCAUCUAAAUCAAGUCAGGGAAAUUGCGAAUUUCUGAAUGAGAUUGGCAUGAUUUCAUGUUUGCAACACCCAAAUCUAGUGAAACUUUAUGGCUGUUGUAUUGAAGGCAAUCAAAUGUUGCUCGUAUAUGAAUAUAUGGAAAAUAACAGCCUUUCAAGAGCCUUGUUUGGCUCUAAAAACCAUCAGUUGAAAUUGGACUGGCCAACAAGGCAGAAGAUUUGUAUUGGAAUUGCAAAAGGCAUAGCUUUUCUCCAUGAUGAAUCGAGACUCAAGAUCAUUCACAGAGACAUAAAAGUUACCAAUGUUCUGCUUGAUAGGGACUUAAACCCUAAAAUUUCUUACUUUGGGUUGGCUAGGCUUGAGGAAGGUGAGAAAACCCACAUCAGCACCCGAGUAGCUGGAACGAUAGGAUAUAUGGGCACCUGAUAUGCUCUUUGGGGUUAUUUGACCUACAAAGCUGAUGUUUACAGUUUUGGAAUUGUGGCAUUGGAAAUUUGUUAGUUCUUGUGUUGGCUUAAUUCAGUUCCAAAAUGC